CAGAAGCGAGCGGUUGCAGCGGAAACGGUUUGUCAGGGAGGGCGACAGACGGCUUUGACUUUGGGCGCUUUGUCACGUUUCGACCGGAGAGGAAAGAUGCAGCGGACAGAGGAGAAACACUGAGCGGGAGGAGAGACCGUGAGAGAGCAGGUGGUGCUGCCAAACCCGGAGUAGACGAUGCUUAUUUGCCGCAGGCCCCGCCAUCGUGAAAUUGGAUACCGACUUGCGGCGGAUGGGGUGACCGAGCUCGCUGCUCCGCCGGGGAGGUCCCUGCCUUCGGACGUUACCGGGGAGGGAGCUGCCUGUGCCCGGUUCUAAGGAAGGAAGGAGUGGCAAGAGGGAAAAUGCAGACGGAGGAGGAGACGGCCACCGCUGAAGAGCCCAUUUUGGAGGACGGGUCAGGACGAGAGCAGCAGCGUCCGGUGCAGCAGUCCUUUGGUUCCUCCCUGUGCCGGGAGUCUCACUGGAAGUGCCUCCUCCUGACUCUCCUCAUGUAUGGCUGCUUCGCCACGCUGGCCUGGUGCGCUCUGUGUCGCGUCCCCGUCCUCGGCUCCUCCUCCGGUCCUCUGGGUUCUGAUGACGACGCCACCUCGGCCGCCUACUACAACGACAUCCUGCACCUGGAGAGCCCGUGCUCCAGCGGCUACGUCUACAUCCCGCUGGCCUUCCUGGCGAUGCUCUACGUGGUUUACCUGGUGGAGUGCUGGCACUGCUUCUCCAAGACGGCAAUGUUGGCUAAUGCCGAAUUCCAGGAGGUGUACGAGCGUGUGCAGAGGCUCCAGCAGGCCACACCCUGCAUCUGGUGGAAGGCCAUCAGCUAUCACUACGUCAGGAGGACCCGACAGGUGACCAGGUACCGCAACGGAGACGCUUACACCACCACACAGGUGUACCAUGAGCGGGUGAACACUCACGCCUCCAGCUCAGAGUUUGACUACGGCCGCUACGGAGUCAAAGACGUGUCAAAGGAGCUGCUGGACCUGCAGCUGCACCCUGCGGUCCGCCUCCGCUUCACCAAGUGUUUCAGCUUCUCCAGUGCACGUGCUGAAGCUGCCUACCUCACCCAGCGAGCUCGCUUCUUCGGGGAGAACGAGGGACUCGAUGACUACAUGGAGGCCAGGGAGGGGAUGCACCUGAAGAACGUGGAUUUCCGUGAGCACAUCCUGGCGUUCCCUGACCCGACCCGGCAGCCCUGGUUCUCCCGGCACAAAGUCUUCUGGCUGGCCUCUGCUUUCCUGAUGUCCUGGCCGCUGCGCGUGGUGUCAGAAUAUCGCACGGCGUACGUCCACUACCACGUGGAGAAGCUGUUUGGUGAGGACGAGGAUGGUGGCGGAGGAGGUGGGGGUGUAGGAGGGCCAGGUGGGGGAGGAAGAGGGGAUGGGGUUGAAGGAGGGACUGAGAAUGGACUCCAUCCUGGAAUCAACGGGACGAGUUACAGAGCCAUCUCUCGGGUCAACACGGUGGAUAUGACGGAGCUGGAGUGGCACAUCCGCUGUAACCAACAGAUGGUGCCGAGCUACUCUGAAGCCCUGCUGAUGGACUUGGAAAUGAGCGGGGGGACAAACCCCACCGCCUCUACGCCCAUCUCUGGGGCCACAAGCUCCACCCCGAGCACGGGGCCCAACCCGCCUCCUCUCGCUCUGCCCGUUGUCUUCAACUCGGCCUACCUCCUCCAGAGCUGCCCUCGCUGCCGGAGGACCACGUCCAGCUCCAGCCUGCCCUCCAGGCUGCGGGCCCCCAUGGGAAACACAGCGCUCCUGAACACUACCGUGGCAGGCAUCAGGGCAGCGGGGCAGGGGGGUGGAGGAGGAGGAGGAGGUAUCGGGGGACGGUUGGUGCUCAGUCGGAGCGGAUUCUCUCUGGGGAGACUGGCAGCAGGCCGCCCGAACAGCCUGUUUCAUUCAAGAAGCAUGGGAGGAGGGCUGGGAGGGAGCAGAGAGGAUGGAGCAGGGAGUGGAGGAGGAGGAAGCAGUGGGGGAGGAGGAGGAUUCCUUGGUUUGGGUUCAAGGCAGGACAACGAGGAGACCAGAGGAGUGCUGGAAGGAGAAGGGGAUGAGGAGGAAGAGCAGCAGCAGCAGCAGCAGCAGCAGGAGGAGGAAGCAGCAGCAGCAGCAGCAGCAGCAGUGGUGGUGAUGAGACGGGAUCAGGGAAGAGGAGAGAGAGACGAAGACGCAGAGCCAGACAGUGCAGGAACAGGCGAGGGGAGGGAGAGCGAAGGGGGAGGGAGGGAGCGUCCUCCAUCCUAUCAGGACGCGUUCUUCUUUCCCGUCCUCAUCAUACAUGGAGAAGAGAGCUGCCACGGUGGAGACGACAUGUGACGAUUCAAAAACAAACAAUAGAUUUCACAUUAACAGCAAGAAAGUCUGGGCAGAGGCCGAGGGAGAUGAAGGAACGCGCUGAACACAAAGAGUGGAUCAGAGAGUGAAGCAAUAAGAUGGGAAUGAGUGAGAACAGAAUGAGGUUGAAAGAACUACAGGAAGAAGAAAUGAUUGAGGAAGAACAAAGCAUUACAGAGGUAAGAGCAGCUGUGUGAAACAGAAUAACCAAUGAAACAAGGGGAGGUGGGAAGAUGUACGGUAGAACAUGACUGUUACAGGGAGCAGUGCAUACAGUAAAAGAGCGGAAACGCACUAGUUCAGAUGAGAUGAUAGCUGACCGCAAAAUAAUAUAAAGUCUGAUGCUGUGUUCACGCCUAAUGUUCUCAGGUGAAAAGCCUGUUAGUGUUAAGAUUCUAAUAAACAUCUUAAACGAUGGUGAGGUAAUACCAUUUUAACUUUUAACAGUAUGUCAAAAUCCAUGUGUCAGACAUAUGUACGCCUUAGUGAGGAUGGAGCAGCUAAAGUGCUAGCAUUGCCCUCAUCAAUCCAAACUCCAUUCAAGCUAAAAAGCAUUUUAAAAGUUGUUUGCUUGUCCUUUUGCGUACAGACCUAACAAAGGAUUAACUUUUCUUAUAUUAAUGUUGUGAGUAAUUCACGUGACUUACACAAUGUUAAAUUCAUCUACGUAUAUGGUGUGAACACAGCAUCAGAAUAUGAGUGAAGCCAAAUACUUGAAAACUGUAGACUUUACACUAAGAUAUUGAGAACGAGAGGAAUAACAGAAAGACUGAAAACAUGGGAAUGUACUUCCAGAUGUAUCUAUGCAAGAACAGGAGUGAGAGGAGGAACGGGUCUAAAGACAGCAGAGCCUUUGAGGUAGACUCAUCAGAAGAUGAAAUACAGAAAGAACUUCUAAAUAUGUCAGAGGACACAAAGGGUUUACUAAUUCAAUGUGAGGAAGUAGGAGAGAAACAAUGAUGAGCUUUUGGUAAGGUAAUAGAAAAUGGCAGAGUAUAGCAUUCUAACAACAAUAGGCGGAGAGGAAUAGUCAAAUACAAACGGACCAUGUCAGACCAGAUUAAUCAAAUCAUGAAUUGAAAGAUCAUCUCAAGAGGAGGAGAGAAACAAAAGAAGGAGCAGCAACUCUGGAAUCUGAUCAGGAAAUCAAAUAGUAUUCAAACAGUCCCCCCCAGAAAAAGACCCAGAUUCACUUUACAACGUCACACAGCAUCUGUCGAGCAACUGUAACAUUAUAAUAAGAUUGGAGAAGUAUUGAUUUCCUCCCUCCUCUUCAUGCCUCACCUCACCAUUAGCUUCCGCACCACUCUCUAUCCAUUACCGAUAUGGAGCUGAUAGAAAAAACUCCUUACGAAGAGGAGAGGCGGCUUCCUCUCCUUCCAUCUUCUGUCCUCCCUCCAUCUUCUCUUCUCUUCUCCUUCCUCCAAACAUGCCAACAGAUAGUGCAUAGCAACACAUCUAUUGCUUUUUUGAAAUACAAAUCAUUAGGGGCAACAUCUCUUCUUGAAAUUAGCACAUUGUGUUUAAAUUAAAGUGAAAGGGUUUUGUACCCUAGCUGAUGCACUACCUCCUUCUCCCACCUCUACUUCUCUGCCAUCACUUCUUCUGUAAAGUGCUGCACCUCUCCUGCUCCUCAGAUCACAUUUCCUCUUUGCUCUCUCCACAAAUCACGCCUCCUCUCGGCGAGGAUUCCUCCUCCACCAUCAGAUUUUAUUAAGCAGAUAUAUCACACUUUAUAUAAAGUAUUUUUAAAACCUCUCCCCAUGUCUGAAUAUUGUCGAAGAGACAGAAUAAACAAAAAUGUUAAGAUACUGACAGGCUGCUAACACAGGGUGGGGUUUUCCACCAGCUAUGCCUGUAUAGUUGCGCUCUAGUUUUAAACAGUUGUAGCCAAAGAGAGGUGUAAAAUGAGAAAACAAAUUACAAUAACCUUCCUAAAAUAACUAGGUACUAUAUAACACAAUACUGUAUGUGUUUACGCAUGAUAAAUCACCUCUUAGUCUCAUUUAUGUCCAUCAUUUUGGACCGCAUGGGAAGUCAAACAUGAGCUCAGCUGGUAUACUCCUAAAAUAAAAAACAGACAAGAAUAAUUCAGAGAUUGAAUCGCUUUGUGCAGACGUUAACAUUGCUGAUAACAAUAAUGUAAUAAAUCCAACAAAGAAAUCAUUAAAGCCCAGCCCUUUGAUAGAGUAAAGGGCCGUCCACACCGAGAAACAUGACUAUACAACUAUAAACACUGAGUAUCCACACAUCCCAAAAAUAACGUGUUGGAGCCCCACAAGGGGUAUUGUUGCAUAGAGAGCGAAAAGGACACGAAUAAUAAUAUUAGAGAAGUUUAAAAAACAGCUAGUGAUUUGUAUCUGUCAACGCUUUGGAAGUGAAGAGAGGGACAUAGAUUCUUUAAUAAGAACAUUGAAUUACGGAUGCAGUCCUAAUAGUCCCUUUUACUAAUCCCCCUCCUGUAUGUGACAAAUACACUUCAUUUACGGAUGGAUUUUAACUUGCUGUUAGUGUUUAAUCAUCCAUCAAAUCGUUCUUCAAGUGAUCCAAAAAUAUAUCUUUUGCCACUUUCAUCGUAGUUUUAUAUUUACAGUUAUCUUUAUGGUUAUCCUUCUCGGCGUAGACGGCCACAUUGUGCCAUGCUGCUUCCUCCUCCUCUUGAAGAAUCACCUUCAAAUAAGUAACAGUGCUCUCACUAUAAAAUGUUUAAAAGUUAGCCGGCAUAGAGAUGCAUGUAACUUAAUAGCAGCUAUCGUGCAGUAGCUAACGGCUAUGUAGCAAAUCUUUUCUGCCGUUGCAAAAAGCAGUGAACAAAAAAGUGAAAUGUAGAUAUUUCAGACUCGUGUAGAUAAAGAAUCCAUAGGGUUUAGCUCUGUUUUCAGGCAGGGAGAGACAAUUGGCACAGACAACACCACCAUCAGUGCAGUGAUUUUACAAAGCACACCAAACCUGCUGCAUUAGCGAGAAGCAUUUCAACUUGUUAGCUGGACAUUUCUUACCAUUCCCUGAGGUUCCCGCAGCCACUCUGUGAUGAUGGAAGGUCUCCCUCGUUCUCCAAAAAGCACACCUUAAAGAAUGAAAGUUUGAGAAAAAUAUCCUACAUGAGGAGUUUCCUGAAAAAGAGCAAUGCUUCAGACGCUUCAUAAAUAUGGAUCCUUACACCCAACCUGGAUUCAGCAGAGACAGCAGGAAACGUUCUUUCAAUGAAACUUUCCGGAAAGGUAAAGUAGAGCACGGCCUGGUUUGCUGUACGGGACACACACUCUGACACACAUUCACACACACAGACUCUGGAUCUUCCGUAACUUUCGGGGACAUCAAUUUGGAGUGGGCACAAGAAGACAAAUGGAAAGAAUAAUUACUGGACAUCAAAUAAACAACAACCAGGAUGUUUCUUUGUGACUGGACAACUGGAAAAUGACUUAAGCAGCCGCUAAAAAGAAGAAAAUGUGAGAUUAAAAGACAAUUAUUUUUACAGCUAUAUAUUAUUAUCUCAGUCUCUUGACUUGUUGAUAAAAACGUCUCUAUAAAUGUCCCUGAACAAAAAGAAGCACUAAAAAGCAUUGAACCACACUUCUGUUAAUUUGAUAGAGUUGCUUCCACACAUUCAUUCACUCUGUUUAUGCGUGUGUAUUUCAGUUCUUAUAGCCACUUAAAUUGGAAAUCACAUGUAGUGAGCUUCAAUUUAACAUCCUAACUAUCCUAAUACUUUGCCACUAAAACUGACAAACAGAAAAAUACAAUUCAGUCUGUAAUGUGCUGCUUUUAUAUCAUCUGCAUACUUGAUUAGACAUGAUUUCAGGUUAUUAAGUGAUGUCUUGAAUCCAAAUGCCUUUGUAAGCUUCAGAAUUGUUUUAUUUCUUAGCUGUUUUUUAAAAAAUGUAUUUAAUUUUUGUAAAACAAACAAUUUACUUCCCAUAGUCUUUGAUUACUGAGCCUCCAAUAUGCGUUGGGUGCUUGGAGUUUUGAUAUUUAAUUAUUUUUGUGUGUUUCACUCAUGUGUUGCGACUGGAUAUUUAUACUGCUUUAUUACCAGUGUGUGUCAAAAGUGUGUCCUCAGUCGCUUCAGGUGUGCCAAGAGCUUUGUGCCCAUGAUGUCUUACACACACACUCAUGUGCGCUUGCAUGUUUAGCCACAGCCAUAAAGCAGACAUUAUAACAGCUUAUUUUAGACUAGAGUAACAUCAACCCAUAACAGCCACACACAUGCAAAGUCUUAACACACACACACACACACACACACACACACUGAAAGCAUGGAGCUGUCCUGCUUUGUUGCCUUUGUGUCCGACGUUGCCAACUUUUCGCUCAGGAUUUCAGUUUAUGCUGCAUUCCUGUGUCAACACAAGCUGUCUUUCACACACAUCCAUCAUACCAAAGCAAAACACACAAUUAGAACAGAUAAUGCCUAGGCUUACACACAUGAACAUAGACGAGCAGAUGGUACAGGUGGAGAUGAUUCAACAUUUACACAAAGUGAAAAAAGGCUGGUUUUACUCAGGAGAGAAACUGAAAAAAGCUCAUGAGUAAAUCCUCCCAGAAUGUGUCUGAUACGUUGUGUUUCUGUCCACUAGGUGGCAGCAAAGCCUUAUAAGGUGUUGCAAUGCAGAGAUGUAUUGUAUUCAGAGGGUAAACAACAGUGAAUCUAAGGGUAGAAAACAGCUGAUGUCCUGCUCUCUGCACACACACACACACACACACACACACACACACACACACAGAUGUGUUAGUAAAGCAACUACUAUGACAUCACUGAGCAGAGGUGCAGGCUAAAAGGUUAAGGGGACAGUUUACUCCCCAAAAAAUGUUCCUCUCACCUGUAGUGGUGUUUUUCAAACUAGAUUUCUUUGAUUAGCGUUGCAGAGUGUUAGAAAUAUCGCCUGUAAAGAUUUAUAACGUAAUGGGACUAGAAGGAUAAAUCUGAAAAAUACAACACUAAUGUGUCUUCCAAGAAUUGUGACCCUGUUACUUAUGUUAAUCCAGAGCUUGAGGUGAGUCGGAACUUUUGAAAUGUUCUGGGGUGAACUGUCCCUUUAAACCUGCAGAGAACAGUGCAGCUGUAUGUGAUUGUGCAUUCACUGAUCUUAUUUUCCUUUAACUGUCACUGAAUGUGUUGCAAAGCGAUAUCGCCCAUAUCCCUGCUUUGUGGCUGGACGUGUUGAUGUUGCUAAGCAGCUUUCUGAAAUUAUAACCACAAGCAAUGGGAGCUUCAGUCAUAAAAAUGACAACACUGUUAUAAAAAGGCAAUUUGCUUAUCAACCGCCAAGCUCAUUCUCUGGCUGUCUUGUUUGAUUUGUGAUUUUCUUUUUUGAAAAGGUCACUUUAAAGUACACAUCCGUCUCCAAUGCCCACUUAAAGUUUCUUUGAUUUGCGUUGGCACAACAAUUCCGCUGUCAUUAUUGUUAUCACUCGAAUACCAUUUACAAUGCUCUAGCAAUUAUGACCAAUGUAUUGUUGUCAAUUCUGUAACUGUUUCUCUCAUGGGACGAGUCCAGUCAUACAGAGUUUGUCGAACACUGUAAAAAAACCUGUUUAGAAUUGGUUUGACUCCAGAUCACAUGAACUCCAGCUGCAUUUUUGAUUUUUAGAAAGGACUUGCUUAGUCUAAUGCGGACACUACAAACUGUCAGGAAACAAACACUUGUGAUUCAUUGACAGUUAAUGUAAUUUAUUUAAAGUUAAAAGAAUUCAGGGUGUGACCUCAGACAAUUAAUGUGAUUUUGUGUGCAUUUACAAGCCUCCCUCGGAACAAAAAAAAGCAGCCAAGAUUGAGCAAACACUGUAUUGCACAAGUAGUUUUAUUUUGUGUUCAAACUUUGUUUUAUUUAGUUUUACAAUGUGUCAUGAGUUGUCUUAUGCUUUACAAUGGUAGUGAUGAUGCCUGUUUAUUCAGCUGAUAACAUUAUGUCUAAGUGAUACAUUAGUGUCAGUAUAAUUAACUGAUAUUCAGUGUCUGGGUCAAGGCUAAUUUUAUGAUCAGGGUCAGAUUAGAGUCAGUUUGGAUUUUAAUAAUCAUAAUUGGAGAAAGGGAACUAGUGGCUGAUGAAAUUACACUCUGCUUAAAUAUGUGCUGCGUCACCUGACUGUCAAGUCACCAUUGGACGAUAAAGCUUUAAAAAAAAAAAGGAUAUUCAUGUUAAAAGUCCUCAAGUCACGUCACAUGACAUUUCAGGAUGCCCAUUUACUUUCCUGCUAAAUAUUUAAUGUUGCUGGAUUACCUGUGAGCUGUCAAACAAAUGAAGUGUAACCACAAUGUAGUCGUUAUGUACAUGCAGCCUCUAUGGAACAAUAAUGUCAAGUACAAUGCAUUAUUGUCUUACAAAGUGAAGCCAGGAAUGGGUGCACUGUUCAAGCACCGUCGAGCAAAAAUGUCCUCAGUAUUUAAGCUAAUUAAUAUGUAACUGAUAAUGAGAUUGUCAAUAUCACACCAGAGUAUAGUUGUUGUCACUGGCCUGUUUCAGAUAAUGUAAUUAUUUCCUUUGAGUGGAUGAUGACAGUGGGGGUAAUGGAGCUGGAGGCAAUAACACUGUUAACUGAUGCGCUCCUGCAAUGAUGAUGACAACUAAUUAUCAUGGAAGAUGCAAAUAAAGUCAACCUGCUUGGUA
This is a messenger RNA of Notothenia coriiceps (black rockcod), 8941 nucleotides long. RefSeq names its product transmembrane protein 151B-like. The record is from RefSeq and is a predicted model, not a curated record. The transcript has 6 exons. Bases 345 to 2318 code for a protein of 657 amino acids. Lineage: Eukaryota; Metazoa; Chordata; Actinopteri; Perciformes; Nototheniidae.